Messenger RNA from Zingiber officinale, 1583 nucleotides. Its product is annotated as GDT1-like protein 1, chloroplastic. Gene Ontology annotation, molecular function: manganese ion transmembrane transporter activity; calcium ion transmembrane transporter activity. Gene Ontology annotation, cellular component: chloroplast thylakoid membrane; Golgi apparatus. The record is from RefSeq and is a predicted model, not a curated record. Gene Ontology annotation, biological process: calcium ion transmembrane transport; Golgi calcium ion transport; Golgi calcium ion homeostasis. Bases 33 to 1124 code for a protein of 363 amino acids. NCBI's taxonomy places the organism in Eukaryota, Viridiplantae, Streptophyta, Magnoliopsida, Zingiberales, Zingiberaceae. The transcript has 12 exons.
AUCCACUUCCCCGAAGAGGGUAGCCGGUAGGGAUGGCCUGCUGCUGCCGCUUCACCAAAGGCCUUCUCCCUCACCCCUUCUUCCUUUCCGACUUCCCCCGUCCGCUCUCAUUUGCUUCCGUCCCUCGCAGCUGCCGAUUCAACCAUGCGCUUCCUCGUUGCGACCGCCGCUCCUCCCUCCGGCGCCCGACAUUUUCUAGAAGUUCAGGAAAGUUUUCGAUUCCUGAAGAUGGAGGGCAGGGGCUCGACGAUUAUAGCGGAAGACCUAAUCUAGACUCCAUCCAUCAUACCCAUAUGAUGGAGAAAGCACUUGGAGACAUCCCCACGAAGGGUCGGAGCAGCAAUGUUCGGAGAGCACUGGAGUUCACAUUUCUUCUUGGUCUAUUUACCUUUCAAGCAUCUCAGCAGGCAAUUGCUGGGACAGAACUAGCUGGACUUCAGCCAAUGACUUAUUUAGGAGAUCUGGGUGACAUCAGUACGGGAUUUGCAUCAGCAUUUUUGCUGAUCUUUUUCUCCGAACUGGGUGACAAAACAUUUUUUAUCGCCGCUCUUUUGGCAGCUAGGAACUCUGGUGUCAUUGUUUUUAUAGGAACAUUUGGAGCACUUGCCACAAUGUCAAUUGUUUCUGUCGUUUUGGGCAGAACAUUCCAUUACAUUGAUGACGCUCUUCCUUUUAGGUUCGGCGGGACUGAUUUCCCAAUUGAUGAUUUUGCUGCGGUUUGCCUAUUGGUGUAUUUUGGAGUCACUACAUUGCUUGAUGCUGCUUCAGAUGAUGGACAACAGAGCACAGAUGAACAGAAGGAGGCAGAAUUAGCAAUUUCAGAAUUUUCAGGAGACGGUGCAGGAAUUAUGGCUGCAGCCAGUACUGUUAUUAGCACAUUCAUCUUGGUUUUUGUUGCCGAAUGGGGUGAUAAGUCAUUUUUCUCCACAAUAGCACUUGCUGCAGCUUCUUCACCUCUAGGUGUCAUAGGAGGUGCACUUGUUGGUCAUGCUUUUGCAACUUUGCUUGCAGUUCUUGGGGGUUCUUUUCUUGGGACAUUUGUCUCUGAGAAGGUUAUUGCUUAUGUUGGUGGAGUUCUCUUUCUAGUCUUUGCAGUAGUAACAUUGAUUGAGAUUUUCAUUUAGCUUGAGUUCCAACAGGUAAUAUAGAUCUUUGAAGUCCUAUAUACUCCUAUUGCCCCCGGGAGGCCGGGAAUGGAAGAUGCAUCACAGCACUUGAACCAGAGAGAGAGAGAAAUUAGUAGCAGAGCUUGUUUAUCAGCUAGUCAAUCGAAGACCAUUUUGAGUUUCUUCUCAAAGUUGGAUUCUAAAUACAUGGUCAGAAACAGCAACAGUAGGGGGGAAAACAUUCGACUGUCUGAACAUUUUUUAAUCGUUCUUUCAUAUAGUUUUUUCUUAAGACAGAUUGGAACAUAAAUUCCCUCCAAAAAAUGAUUUCUUAUCUAUGUGUAAAUGAUCGUUCUUUUCCUAGGAUCAUUAGGGGCUUGUGGGCUCGAGUCUCUGCUUAGGAAAUUAACACGUGCAUUAUGUUGGGCUGAAGGUGAGUUGAGGAUUAAUUUUUUAUUCUUAUUUGUUAUUCGUUUA